AUGUCUUUCGUCAAGAUAGUCUCGGCCCUGGGAUCGCUGGCUGCAUUGGUCUCUGCCCACGGCUAUGUGCAAGGCGUGGUUGUUGCUGGUACAUACUAUGAGGGCUACUCGCCAUCUUUCCAAUAUCAGAGUGCUCCAACUGAUGUAAUCGGUUGGAGCGAUCCCGAGAACUUGAGCAAUGGAUAUGUGGCUCCUUCUGCUUUCGCUGAUCCAGACAUCAUCUGCCAUCUCGACGCAACUCCAGGCGCCAUCUCUGCGAAGGUUGCCGCUGGCGACACAGUCGAGUUGCAGUGGACCAACUGGCCAGAGAGCCACCACGGUCCAGUGAUCGACUAUCUGGCUAAAUGCUCUGGAAGCUGUUCCGAAGUCGACAAGACCACGCUGGAGUUCUUCAAGAUCAGCCACGGUGGACUCAUCGACGGCAGCGCUUCUCCUGGAAAGUGGGCAUCAGACCAGAUCAUCUCAAACAACAAUUCCUGGGCCGUCACCAUCCCUACUGGAAUUGCAGCCGGAAACUACGUCCUUCGACACGAAAUCAUCGCUCUCCACUCCGCCGGUGACGCCAAUGGUGCUCAGAACUAUCCUCAGUGCAUCAAUCUCGAAAUCACUUCUGAUGGGACUGACUCGCCUGCUGGUACAUUCGGAACAGCGCUCUACAAGGAGGACGACCCCGGUAUCCUUAUCAACAUCUACACCUCGCUUGCCACUUACACCAUUCCUGGGCCAUCCCUCUAUAGCGGCGCUGCAUCGGCCCAAAGUCAGACUCCAGUCUCAAUCACCAGCGAUGCUCCUGCAGAGACAGGCACUGCAACUUCUUAUCUCAUAGCCAGCACCACUGCUCCAGCAUCUGAGACAUCUGCGGCCGCCAACUCCAUUGCUCCAUCCGCCACAGCAGCUCCCGAAUCUGCUAUUGCCUGGCUCGUCUCCGCAGUGCCCUCUGAGGCUCUUACAUCGACCAUCCCAACCACGAUAGUGCCAACUGGGACCGCUAGCGGCGCUUCACCGACCGGAUACUCCAGUGGUGAGACUGAGUGGGGCUCAAAGCCAUCGAAGCCAUUGCCUCAGAGCUGGUCUGGCAAGAGACAUCACGCCCGAGACUUCUCUGUGGACGAGGAAACUGCUGCCAUCUAUGGCGAAUACGAGCCACCAGCUCUGCCAUACAUCCCAUAG
Molecule: messenger RNA, 1170 nt
Organism: Pseudocercospora fijiensis CIRAD86
Lineage: Eukaryota; Fungi; Ascomycota; Dothideomycetes; Mycosphaerellales; Mycosphaerellaceae
Product: glycoside hydrolase family 61 protein
Exons: 4
Coding region: 1-1170 (389 amino acids)
Source: RefSeq, a predicted model, not a curated record